Hemibagrus wyckioides is the source of this 5329-nucleotide messenger RNA. It is a transcript of the gene golga7ba, whose product is annotated as golgin A7 family, member Ba. Gene Ontology annotation, cellular component: palmitoyltransferase complex. NCBI's taxonomy places the organism in Eukaryota, Metazoa, Chordata, Actinopteri, Siluriformes, Bagridae. Gene Ontology annotation, biological process: protein targeting to membrane; peptidyl-L-cysteine S-palmitoylation. The record is from RefSeq and is a predicted model, not a curated record. The transcript is spliced from 5 exons. Bases 2172 to 2645 code for a protein of 157 amino acids.
AAAUGCUUUCCGGUUUGGUUUGGGUUUUUUUUAAAGUGCUUUCACUUCAUAGCAACUGUAACGAAGAUUUUUCUUAAGACUCGUAAGAUGUUUUUUAAUGCAUUGUGUCGAAUAACUCCUUUAAAGCUUUAAGAUACCAGCAGACGUCAUGUGGUGUAACCUUGAGCAGGACAGUCUCGCGCCGAGACCGCGUUUUAUUAUAUAUUUACUUUUUUAUCUUCCGGAUCUCUGAUGAUUGAUGAAACACAAGACAGACGGAGAAAUGCAGAAAAUAUGUAGAGCUGAAUGGAGUUUAAUUAACUAAUCACCUGUCAUGGUUACAGCCAGUGUGUAGUGUGUGUGUGUGUGUGUGUGUGUGUGUGUCUGUGUGUGUGUGUGUUGUUGAAGUGUUUAAAUAUUGCUUCAUAUCACCCUAAGAGAAACAUGGUGGUUGGUGUGUGAGAUCCCAGUGGAGAACCUGUGAGCUUGUUCUCGCGGUCACUCUUGACCUCGCUUACAGAUAUUUCAAGUCCAUGGUUAGCUGUUGGUCAGUACUCGCUGACUUUGAUCAUAUAAAAUGUGGUAGAAGAUUAUUGAUGGUGCACCCUUGAUGUCUGGCGUUAAACCUCAGUGUGUGUGUAUUUCUGUUUGAGACGCACAGAGUUCCAGAUGUCCAGAUGUUCUGACCGAAAUAGUGGAGCUCCUGAUGUUCAUGGAAUGAUCUGAAUAAAAUCAUGGAGCUCCAGAUGUUCAUGGGUCUAUAGUGUUAGAUUAUCUUGGUGACAGAUCUCGGGCUGUAGUUGCCACUUUUGGGCCAAUUUCUUGAAGUUUAAACUACAGUUCUUGGUUCUUUGCUGGACCAGUGGAGGAACCCUGCUGAACUUUGGUCUUUUUCUGCCACUUUAGAGCAGAAAGCCUGCUGUGAUAUCCUCACAGUGAAUCAGUCCAAGAGGAAGAACGCUGGCUGUUUAGGAGCUGCAGCUUUCUGAGAUAAAUCAAAGACACCAUGAUGACAGCUUCAGGAUGAGCUGUGUGUGUGUGUGUGUGUAUAUAGGGGGUUGUGCUGGUAUAAAACGACUCCUCAGACCAGUAUCACCUCGGGCGUUAUCGAUCGGUUGUGGUUUUGGACAGGAUUUGGCCGACGGCAGCAGCUCUGCAUCCAUUAUUAAUGAAGCGUUUAGUAUCAACAGGCCGGAGCGUUUAGCGGCGCUGCGACACACUCGGAGAGAGAGAGAUGGAGACGGAGAGAGAGAGAGAGUGAGAGAGAGAGAGUGGAACAUUCACAUCCAUCACACGUGACAGGUUUCAUACUCGACCCCCACGGCAUGCGGCAGCGUCACGGAGCAGCUGUGGAGCGGUAAAUCAGCCGGAGUGCAGCCUCCUUCCUGUUAAUCACAUCCAGAUAUAACUAACAAUCUGAGGCUCGCUUAUCGACUUGUGCUGUCUGGAUUUAUCUAUCCUACAUGAUGAUGUAGUUCUGGAGCUCUUAAAUAACCGACUUGAUGAAAAAAAUAAUAAUAAAGACGCAUGAUAUCCUCUUUAAUGGUAGCCAAGUCACUCGUAUAUCCAUGUUUAGAGUUUUGUUUAUUUUUCCACCAGAGCUAUGAGUCCUAUCUUCAUGUUUUUGAUAAAGUUUGGACACCACUGCCCACUGCUUUCCAGCUGGUCUGUGUUUAGAGAUCCAGUAGUUUGUAUGUUGGUUAUUAUUGUUGUCUUAUCCAGCAUCUUUAAAUCUGAGCCUCGGUUUCAUGUUUUCUCGUCCGUUCUUUUUUGUUAGCGUAGCUUUUUUUAGAUUUGGUUUUAUAGAGAGCAGCAUGAAGUUAACACGUCUUCUUUCUUCAUCGUCAUAUUCAUCAUCACAAUUUAUAGCUGCAAUAAUCUGUAGAUCUGUGAAUUUCACGAAACGUCUGCCAAGUUUCAAGCUUCAGGAAUGAUGCCAUGUUGAAAUGAUACCAAGCUGGUCAGUGAGCUAAAAAAACGGUACUGGUUCUGCGAGAUGGCCGCCUUGCUAGCGUCACUUCUCAAAGUCCGGAUCUGGAGUGAAUUGAAUCUGGACCCGCCUCCAUUUUGUAUUUCAGGAGAACAAAUUGUGUGUACGGGAUUAAAAGUGUGGAUUUCCUGCUCUGAUAAACACGGGUUACACUUGGAAAUCAUUGGAUUAGUUUUUUAUGUCUUUUUGAAGACGGUCUGAAAUGAAAGAGAAGUUCCAUAACCUACAGGAGCUGAGGCACAGCGCAUCUCUGGCUAAUAAAGUGUUCAUCCAGAGAGAUUACACCGAAGGAACUGUCUGCAAAUUCCAGACCAAAUUCCCCUCCGAACUGGACAGCCGGAUUGAGAAGACUCUGUUUGAGGACACGGUGAAAACGCUGAAUAAUUACUAUGCGGAGGCGGAGAAGAUUGGAGGCCACGCCUACCUCGAGGGCUGUCUCGCCUGCAUCACAGCCUACCUCAUCUUCCUCUGCAUGGAGACACGCUACGAAAAGGUCUUGAAAAAGAUCUCUCGGUACAUUCAGGAGCAGAAUGAGAAGAUCUACGCUCCCAGAGGCCUCCUCAUUACUGACCCUAUAGAGAGAGGCAUGAGAGUUAUUGAAAUCAGUAUCUAUGAAGACAGAGGUUCCAGUGGAUCAAGUUCAGGAAGCAGCACCACCAGUAGCAGUGGACGAUGAUGAUCUUCCCACACACACACACACACACACACACUUAUGUCUUCACCUUCCUCCUCUGUGAAUGGACACAUUCGCUGGUUUCAAGCAGAAGAGACACAAACAUCACAGUCACCAACACAGGUCCAUCUGCAGGUCACACCACGAGAGUGGGUGUGGCUUUGUGUCCAUAUAUUUGGACAGGUUAAUUUGCAUUUCUGUGUCCAGUGUUAGAGUUUCUAAAGGGAUAGUAAUCUUCACUGAUAGUCAGGGUUCUAUGGAGGACCUUCACUGGUUCCUUUAGAGAGAAACAAACCAGAGAUUCUUUAGACGUUCUCCAUUUUAACAUCUAGCUCCUAUUUUCACAUCACUGCCACAGAACACUGUCACUAUUUUACACUAUAUUGCCAAAAGUUUUGGGACAUCUGCCCUUACAUGCACAUGAAUGUAAUAUGGAGUUGUCCCACCCUUUACAGCUAGAACAGCUUCAACUCUUCUGGGAAGGCUUUCCACAAGGUUUAGGAGUGUGUUUAUGGGAAUUUUUGACCAUUCCUCUAGAAGCACAUUUGUGAGGUCAGGCACUGAUGUUGGAUGAGAAGGUCUGGCUCUCAGUCUCUGCUCUAAUUCAUCCCAAAGGUGUUCUAUGGGGUUGAGGUCAGGACAGAUACCCUGACAAGCUUGUCAUGAUGAUGUCAGAGGAGCGUGUCAUUGUGUUACUAACAGACAUGCCCAUUUAACAUGAGCCACACCCACUUACUCUAAAUCACGCCCACCAUUCUUAGAUCUGCAGACUGACCCUCUUCCAAUCACUGCACAUGAGCUUCUCAGGACACACCCUCUAUCACCUUCUCAUUGCUGGAGAGACUACAUUCACUCACACACACACACACACACACACACACUUAAACACACACACUUGCAUGAUUUUCACUGUUGCACCUGUGUGUUGUUAUGUAGCAGCCUGUAGAGCUGAUGAAGAGCAGAAGAGAGUCUUCCACAGCGGGUCAGGAGUCGGCCAUGUUUGCACUUUUCCUUUUUUUCCUGUUCCUUUGUGCGAUGAUGAUUUUUAUGCACGACGGUCGGCUCGGAAGAAUCAGAUGUAGAACCAAUCCGGGAUCAGAGCCGUGUAGACGUGCUGUUAUUUAUUAUUAAGUAACAAAGAACCAAAUCCGAUCUCACUCCAAGCUGAGAUGAGGUUUCUGGAAGUGAGACCCUCCUGUACACAGAACCUGUAAAGAUCUUCUCCCAGAACCCUUUAGGAAGGCUGGUUAAAGAGUAUAAUCUGUAUAAUAAGGGUGUUUGGCUUCUGCCUAGAUCAUCAGGAGAAACCCUUUGAAAAAUAGGGAUUUAUAUAGAACUUUUAAACAUUCCUCCAAAAGUCAAAAUAAAGAGAACCCUUUAGAAUUCUAACUGGGUUCUAAUCAGAACAAUUUCAAAGAAGGCUGUUUUAUUUUUGUUGUGAAGUUUUACAUAGAAAUACGCUAUGUUGCCAAAAGUUUUGGGACGUCUGCCUUUACAUGCACAUGAAUGUAAUAUGGAGUUGCCCCGCCCCUUUGCAGUUAUAACAGCUUCAACUCUUCUGGGAAGGCUUUCCACAAGGUUUAGGAGUGUGUUUAUGGGAAUUUUUGACCAUUUCUCUAGAAGCACAUUUGUGAGGUCAGGCACUGAUGUUGGACGAGAAGGUCUGGCUCUCAGUCUCUGCUCCACUCUGUGCAGGUCAGUCAAGUUCCUCCACACCAAACUCACUCAUCCAUGUCUUUAUGGACCUUGCUUUGGUCACUGGUGUGCAGUCAUGUUGGAACAGGAAGGUCAUCCCCAAACUGUCCCCACAAAGAGCAUGAAAUUGUCCAAAAUGUCUUGGUAUGAAGCUGAAGCAUUAAGAGUUCCUUUCACUGGAACUAAGGGGCCGAGCCCAACCCCUGAAAAACAACACCUGAAUUCAGUGAUCUGGAGGGGUGUCCCAAAACUUUUGGGUAAUAUAGUGUAUGAAAAGUUCCCCCGAAGUGGAACCCUUAAAGGUUAGAAUUUAUCUUUAGCACUUGAGCAGAUGUUCAGAGGAAAGGGAUUAGUAAUCUGGAGCAGCUUAUCGUCUGGAAAAUAUCACAGGGAUUUGCAGUAGUUUAGAACCAGUGUUAUUUAUUCUAUACUUUGUUUAGAGCUUCCAGAGAGUUCCGGGUCUUCCACACGCUGAAACCACAUCACGUACCUCUGUAGUGGAGCUGGAUGGCGAUAGUCAGGAUAUACAGACAGGUCAGUUUAGAGAAACUCAGGAUUCCAGAUGUGAGUAGAACAGGAUCAUUCAUCACACUCUCAUCUCAUCAUAAAGCUUCCACUGCCACAUCACGUCUCACGUUAUACACGUCUGUGUUCCUGCUCGUCACGUGGCCGGGCGUGAGCAGGCAGACGCCACCUCUUCAGCGUGCCCUGACACUGCCACUAGCUAAACCCUCCCUACUCCUCCAUACGAGCUUCCAUUCCCUGACCAGAGAACUGGCUCAUGAUUAUGCAAAAGUGUGGAUGGGUUUGAUUACAACCUGCAGUCUGAAACAUGGAGUGUGUCUCUCUGAGGUGUAGAGAGACGGGAAACAGAAACACAGAUCACGGAUUAUCCAUUACCACACCAGGAUGGAGACACACAGGAAAAGGCAGAAGUUCAGAUACAGUGCCACAUGCUUCUCUGCAUACCACAAUAAAGAACUUGAACAAUC